Biomphalaria glabrata is the source of this 3801-nucleotide messenger RNA. RefSeq names its product mothers against decapentaplegic homolog 6-like. The transcript has 5 exons. Gene Ontology annotation, molecular function: transcription regulator inhibitor activity; I-SMAD binding. The coding region runs from base 757 to 2673 and encodes 638 amino acids. NCBI's taxonomy places the organism in Eukaryota, Metazoa, Mollusca, Gastropoda, Planorbidae. Gene Ontology annotation, cellular component: heteromeric SMAD protein complex. Gene Ontology annotation, biological process: BMP signaling pathway; transforming growth factor beta receptor signaling pathway; anatomical structure morphogenesis. The record is from RefSeq and is a predicted model, not a curated record.
ACCUGCGGAUUCAGUAAAGGAACAUCGUCGUGUUUUGCUUUUUUUUGAAACCACAUGUCGGUUCAAUACUUAUAGAAACGGAGAGGGGUGCAGAAUGAGAGAGAGGGAGAGUGUGUGCGUAUAGAAGGUACGUCGAUCCAUCCGUCAAUGAUUUGUAAAUAAGAAUCAUACAUCUGUGUGUUUUAGGUGAUGGUGUAGCUGUAGCGAGGAACCACAUAACCGCACCACACCCGAAUUCUUCAUUCAUUCUGGAUUCCGAGAUAAACUUGCUGUAGGCUUUCCUUCUGUUAGGAUGUGCUGUUGAUUUCGAUUUGUGUUGCCUCGCAUUCGUUCCAAGGUUUACCUAUGCGGGGUCUAGCUUUCCUGACCUAGGACUCAGCAUUACUAAAGUCAAAAUAGUCAAAAGUUCAGUAGAUCUUCUGAGAUCCUUUUUAUCUACUAGAAAGUUGUGGCUUUAUGUGCUGAUUCUUUCAGAAAUUGGUUCAUUUGUAAUACAUAUAUUGUAUUAAUUGGGUGAUGAAACAUACGUUGUAAAACAAAACAAAAGUUUUCUUAAUUUCCUGGAUAUAAGAAGAAAAAGUGUGGAUAUUGAUACUAUAAGCUUUUCUGUGUGAAGUUUUCUUCAAAUGAUUGCUGGUUGCAGUCAGAGAAGAUUGUUUGCAGAUUUAAUCAUUAUACCUUUUGUUGGCCUUUGAAAGCAUCAAUAUAUAUAUAUAUUAAACGAAUGCACCCUUUUGGCAUGUGGUGCCAAACUUUAUGUUCCGCAGCAAGCGAAAUUCACUCGUGAAGCGCCUGUGGAAGUACAAAAUAAACGAUGAAACCAGGGGUUCGUCUCAAAAAGACGCCUCCAGAUCAUCAUCCCCAUCAACACCAGCAUCAACCACGCAAGAGGAAUUAGAGCUUAAAACGGCCACACAUUCUUUCUUUAAGAAGUUGAAGGAAGAACAGCUCCAAGUACUCCUCCAAGCAAUGGAGUCCCGUGGUGGUGAAAUAACUCCAUGUGUACCCGUGGCCAAGUCAGAAAUCCGCGUGGGAAAACACAUGGUGUCACCGUAUAACCUGUGCUGCAGAGUAUUUAGAUGGCCGGAUUUAAAAAGUGAUGCAGAAAUGAAGCGAUUACCAAAUUGUACAUUUCAAAAUGACGAGAAAGAUGCUGUGAUAUGUUGCAAUCCAUACCAUUGGAGUUUAGUUGUCAAAAUAGAUGAGCCAACCAUUUAUACUGAUAAACUUUUGAACUUAUCUUCACAUUGUUCUAGAAUUGAAGAUCCAAAUGACAAAUAUCAAGGCCACUAUUCUCCUAGGAUUAUGGAGUCUACAGAUACAACUGGAUUUACGUCAUGUGUCUGUCAGGAUAAUAGUUCAGGUAAUACAGAAGAACAUAGCUCUGAACAGAAUCAUAUGUAUUGGUGCACUCUGGCAUAUUGGGAGCUACGGGAAAGGGUUGGCCGUUUAUUCCAGGUUUCCGAGCCCAGUUGUCAUGUGUUUCAGCAGCUGCCCCAUGGCAAUGGGGUGUGCUUAAGACUUUUCCAGAAGCCCACAAAUGAUGAGGCAGUGAGAAGAACCAGGGAGAAGAUCGGGUUUGGAAUCAUUCUUAGUCGAGAGGCUGCCCAUAGAAAUAAUGUCAACUUGUUGCGGAGAUCUAAGGAGGAUGAUAGGGUCAGCAACGCUGUUCAAGUUCAGCAGAAGUCAUCCUCUGCCCAGGUGUCCCCGACUUCUAGUAGUUCUAGUGGCUGUGGUAAUAAUAAUAAUAAUACAUCAUCUACCUCAAUAUCUACAUCUCUGUGCCUGGAAGACAGGGGCCCUGAAGGGGGGUACCCCAUUUUUAGAAAUGGUUGUGAAUGUGGGGCGUGUAUAGACCAUUCAGUCCUGUGUGGACAUAGCAGUCACUGUGGCCAUGGCCAGCCCAGGACAAGUGACUACAUUGAGUGUGAUACAGGUCAGAUAUGGGAUGAAUCCAUGGAUUACUCGCAAAAUGCUAUGACAAUACCUCCCUCUUCCCCUGGUUCACAUCUGCCCUCCCCAUCAUCACUUUCAUCAUCGUCAUCAUCACCCAUGUCUUCACCUCCAGCUUACUUCAGCAGCGAUGCUUUUGUCAUGACCUCAGGAAGCCCAUGCUCAAGGCAGGUCCCACCUCUGGAUGCUCACUUGCAGACUGUCAACUCCAGCAUGAAGAGGACGUCUAGCAACAAAAGAACCUCCCCCAUGGAAGCAGACAGCAGCAGCAAAAUGACAAAGUCACUGCCCUCUAAGCAGCCUAACACUUCUAUAAAACUUCAAUUGAAGGAUGAACAAUCAUAUAGCCAACCUCCCACUGUUCACAGCUCCACAGAAUUACCUUACAAGCAGGGUGAGGUGUGGGCCUACAAUGCCUCAAAUUUUCCUAUAUUUGUGAAUUCACCCACUUUGGACAACCCUGAGUCACCAAAGUCUCUUGUAGUGAAGAAAGUUCCGCCUGGAUACUCCAUUAAGAUAUAUGACUAUGCCCGCGCAGAACUUUUGGAACACACAGAAGCUAGGCGCAAGAUGCGGAAGGAUGGACCCUUUGACCCAUGCAGUGUUAGGAUUAGCUUAGCUAAAGGCUGGGGACACAAUUACUCGAGACAAUUCAUUACAUCCUGUCCAUGUUGGCUGGAAGUGUUUUUUGGAGUGUGUCGACGGAAUUCAAGUUCCUGAUAUGAGCAUUAGCCUUGUUGAAAUUGUAAAUUUGUUGCCCAAAUGGCUGUAUUUAUACAAGUCUCUACUUUAUCCCAUUAUUUUAGUUUAAUCACAAGCGCUCCUACUCCCCCUCACUUUUAAGAGAAAACUUUUAUUAAAAUGUCUUGUGUUGCCAUUUUGUUAUAGCCACAUUUCUUUAGGUUUAUACAGUAGACUUCAAGUUUUGAAUGGCCAGUUUGUAAUGACAUUGUUUUUUGUUUUUUUUUAAUUAUUAUCUUUUAUCUUUGUUACUCCAGUCAGUACAUUUGAUACAAUUCUGAAGCUCAAAUUGUAUAGGUAUAACAUUUGCCAGUCUGAUGUGUUUGUAAAAUUUUGUUUUUGUAGUAAUGUAAAAUUACAUAUCUUAAAGGAAGGUAUAUUUAUUACUAUGUUGUUUAAAAAUGUUCUUUUUAAAACUGUAGAAAAAUUAAUAUUUAAAAAAAAUUAAGUUGACAAAAUGUUUGCACCUUAUACAAAAACAAUAAUUAACUUUUAUCCUUAAUUUCAAUAAGAUGCUAUACAUUUUGUUUUUAAACCUGACAAUAAGAGUAUUCCAUUAGAAUUUUGUUUUAAAGGUCAUUUCUUUUAAGCGAAGAUACUUCGACUAAAGUACUAAGCCGUAUUUUAUUGUAGACAAUAUUUACACUCAAAAAGAUAUGUGUCUGAAGCGAUUGUUCUUGUAGUGCCCGCAGGUGUGGUGCAAUUAUUUCUUGCGCCAACAUAAAACGUAUGUUUACAUCCGUUCUCCCCUGUAGCCCUCCGAACUUGUUAACCAGUGCAAUAAAAAUACACAAUUGUUUGAGUUACAGGGAAAUAAAACAGAAGGAUUGAGGAAAAUAGUGAAGGUGGGAGAGGGGGGGGGGAUCUUGUGAAUGCUACUUGGGAAACAUCUACCUCAUUAUACGUUGAACUAGUUCUAAGUCACAGAUUUAAUGAUUGCAUUGACACUUUAUGUUGAGAGCACUCCAGACUUGUAGUAUGAAAAGUCACAUCCAUAAUCUUUUGGUGCUUUGUAGAUAGGUCAAAUCGCAUUAGAGUUUGGAUAAUGUUGAGUAUUUUACUUACCUAUUGUCAGAAGUGGUUUAUUAAAGUAUAAAAUUUAUAAUU